AUGAGGGUCGCUAAUGGUGUCUAUGAGGACGAAAACUAUGAAGUGGGAAGCGAUGAGGAGGAAAUACCAUUCAAGUGUUUCAUCUGUGCCACCGUGCGCUGGGAUUACCAGCCCGACAUUUGUAAGGACUACAAGGAGACUGGCUUUUGCGGCUUCGGAGACAGCUGCAAAUUCCUCCAUGACCGUUCAGAUUAUAAGCAUGGGUGCAGGAUCGAACGUGAGCUUGACGAGGGUCGCUAUGGUGUCUAUGAGGACGAAAACUAUGAAGUGGGAAGCGAUGAGGAGGAAAUACCAUUCAAGUGUUUCAUCUGUCGCCAGACCUCCCAAAACCCAGUUGUCACCAAGGGCAGGCAUUAUUUCUGCGAGAGCUGUGCGCUGCAGCAUUUCCGCCCCACCCGGCGCUGCUAUGUCUGUGACCAGCAGACCAAUGGCGUCUUCAAUCCAGCAAAAGAAUUGAUUGCUAAACUGGAGAAGCAUAGACCUGCUGAAGAGGGUGGUGCUUCCGAUUUCCCAGAAGACCCCCAUGAAGGUCCAAUUCCCAUUACUUAA
Physeter macrocephalus (sperm whale) is the source of this 549-nucleotide messenger RNA. Its product is annotated as E3 ubiquitin-protein ligase RNF113A-like. Lineage: Eukaryota; Metazoa; Chordata; Mammalia; Artiodactyla; Physeteridae. Gene Ontology annotation, cellular component: U2-type spliceosomal complex. Gene Ontology annotation, biological process: snoRNA splicing. The transcript has a single exon. Bases 1 to 549 code for a protein of 182 amino acids. Gene Ontology annotation, molecular function: metal ion binding. The record is from RefSeq and is a predicted model, not a curated record.